AACUUGCUGUAUAUCUAUACAGUGUUAUCAAGCUCUCAACUUACAUCAGUAUCAGUGAAACAUACAAGAAAGAGAGUUUCAUUUUUUGUUCUUUGAAUUUUAAUAUUUGAUAUCAAACAAGACUCUAUCCAGCAGUGUAAAUGAUGCCAUAAUGUCCUGGAUAUAGAUGUGACAAUAGAAAUACAACAACAACAACAAAGAAGUCAGCUGUAUUAUUCCAAACAAGCAAAUAUGGGUAGAAAAGGGCAGCAUUUUUUACUACUACUAUGGAAGAACUUUCUUAUCCUGAAACGUAAACCAUUCAUAACAUUUCUUGAGAUUGGAAUUCCGACAUUCUUCACGUUAAUUCUUAUCUUCAUACGUAUGAGGGUAAAGGGAGAAAUGAAGGAGAAUAUAGGAUGGCCAGAAUGUGCAGAUUGGGAUACAAUUUCCACGAAGUCAGACUUGCCUCGAAAUCUUGCUUUUACACCGGAUAACAACGUUACAAGAAGAAUUUUGGAACGAGCAUCAGAUACCCUUAAUUUUAAAGGUAUAAAAGGAUUUGACUCUGAAGAAGAAAUGAAGAAUUUUCUAAUGUUUUCAAACUCUACAAACAAUAACACUUACAAAUUCCUGGCAGGGGUUGUAUUCACUAACCAUUUCCAUGACGAUUUGCUCCCAGAUAAAAUAGCAUACAAAUUAAGAUUUAGUUCAUCCCCUCGAAAUGCAGGCAAAGAAGAUAAUAAGCUGUUUCGAAAAGACACACGUUGGCAAACAGAAUUUACAUUUCCAAUAUUUCAGAGAGUCGGUCCAAGAGAACCUUAUGAUAUAUGUGGUGGUGAUCCAGGAUAUGUGAGAGAAGGUUUCCUAGCUGUACAACAUGCUGUAAAUUUUGCAGUGUUGAGGGAAGUGGGUGGGGUAAACCAGACUGAUAUUUUAGAUAGUGUCAAUGUUCAUCUGAAACGUCAUCCAUAUCCAGCAUUUAAUGAUGAUAAUUUUAUACUGGUUAUACAACAACAGUUUCCAAUUAUUCUUAUGUUGAGUUUUGUUAUUGUUUCUCUCGUUGUUGUGAAGGAAAUAGUACAUGAGAAGGAGAGAAAACUGAAGGAAUCAAUGAAGAUGAUGGGUGUAGAUAAUUGGUUACAUUGGGCAGCAUGGUUUGUCAAGAACUUCCUGUUUUUGCUGGUUACCGUGGCAAUUAUGACACUAUUUCUGUGUAUAGACACAAACAAGGGACCAGUGAUAGGGAAAACUGAUCCAUCCAUAUUGUUUAUAUUUAUAAUGAUCUAUGCGAUAUCAACUAUAGCUUUCUGUUUUGCUAACAGCGUAUUCUUUAAGAAAGCUAACUCUGGUGCUGCUGGCGGAGGUAUUUUUUUCUUUGUGACCUACAUUCCUUAUUUCUUCAUACAACCGAGAUAUGAAACUAUGACCUGGACUCAGAAGAUACUUACAUGUCUACUACCUAACACAGCUAUGGCAUACGGGGGUCAAAUCAUUGGGAUGUAUGAGGGAACAGGUUCUGGUGUACAGUGGUCUAAUAUAAUGGACAGUGUAAGCGUGGAUGAUGACUUUACCUUGUUUCAUGUUCUGAUCAUGCUCAUCAUAGAUAUAUUUCUAUGUGGUAUAAUCACAUGGUAUGUGGAAGCAGUGUUUCCCGGAGAAUUUGGUAUACCACAGAAAUGGUACUUUUUUGUAACUAGUGCAUACUGGUUUGGCACAGUACCAGAUGACUUUGUACCAGAAGACAAGAAUAUCUCCUUAGGUCAGGCACCAGAAUUUUUUGAAGCUGAUCCGGUUGGUAUCAGGGCUGGUAUUCAAAUUAGGAGUUUAAGAAAGGAGUUCAAAGCAAGAGACACAAAGAAGGUAGCAGUAUGUGGAAUGACUUUAGACAUGUAUGAGGGGCAGAUUACUGCAUUACUUGGUCAUAAUGGAGCAGGAAAAACAACAACCAUGUCCAUGCUUACAGGAUUUAUGCCCCCGUCAAGUGGAACAGCAAGGGUUAAUGGUUAUGAUAUACGUAAAGAUAUCCGCAGUGUAAGAAGUAGUUUAGGACUGUGUCCCCAACAUGAUGUCUUGUUUGAUACACUAACAGUAGAAGAACAUCUUAUAUUCUUUGGAAAAUUGAAAGGAUGUAGCUCAGCAACAAUUAAAGCAGAAAUAAAUAACAUGUUAGCAUCUGUAGAUCUAGAAAACAAAAGACAUAGUCAAGCUAAGACGCUGUCUGGCGGAAUGAAACGUAAACUCUCUGUUGGAAUAGCCCUCAUUGGAGGCUCAAAGGUUGUAAUUCUGGAUGAACCGUCUUCGGGUAUGGACCCUGAUGCUAGACGUCACAUUUGGUCCGUACUGCAGAAGAAUCGCGCGGGGCGUACGAUGCUGUUGACUACACACUUCAUGGAUGAGGCAGACCUUCUUGGUGACAGGAUAGCAAUUAUGGCAGACGGGGCAGUCAAAUGCUGCGGAACAUCUUUGUUCUUGAAGAACAAAUAUGGAGCUGGUUAUCAUUUGACGAUGGUGAAAGAUGAAAACUGUAACAUAGAUGGUGUUUCUUCGUUAAUAAAUACACACAUUCCGGAGGCGAAACUUGACAGUAAUGUAGGGGCAGAAUUGUCUUAUAUUUUACCUCAUGAGAUGUCACAUAAAUUUGCCACAUUGUUUACAGAGCUAGACAAUAAAAAGGAUGAUCUGGGUGUGACCAGCUACAAUGUCUCCACUACCACCAUGGAGGAGGUGUUCCUGAGAGUUGGAGAAACAAGUGUUGGCAUUAAGGAGGCAAAGCAAGGGAAACAAAGUGUCAGGAAAGGUAAAGGUAGAAUACCUUUAAAUUCUAAUGGAAAAAACACAGAUGAACAGACACCCCUGUUGAAAGGUGGAGCAGAGAACCAUACAAGUUAUUCUGGAGAGACACGUUACCAUAGAAGUGCCAGUUUUACACACAAUAUAGAUAAAAACACAAACCUUGUCCUCUAUCUUCAACAAUUCUAUGCAAUGUUCAUCAAGCGUGUUCUUCAUACAUUCAGAAAUCAGCGUGUUACAGUAUCACAGUUGAGCGUGCCUUUAUUCUUCACAAUAACUGCUUUGAUUGUAAUUAAAACUUUCCCUGGACCUCAGGACUCACCAGCUCUUAAUCUAACCAUUGAUUCUUUAGGAGAUAAUGUUGUUGUUUUCUCUAAAAUAGCCAAUGCAUCAAUAGAAAAUUCAUUCAUCAAGUUCUAUAAAGAACAGUUUAAGCAUGACUUACAAACUGAAACAAUUUAUGUUAACAAUCAGUCAGGAUUUAUGAAAGAUGCAAACAUUUCUGAUUACUUACUUAAAGUAGGUCAUGAUGACAUAGGAGCAUAUAACUUAAAGUAUCUUGUCGGAGCAAGCAUUGAGCCUCGGAGUAAUGCAGAAAAUGAACAAUUCCAUUUGACCUCAUACUUUAAUAAUCAGGGUUAUCAUACUCCAGCUAUAUCUAUCGCAAUGGUAGCUAACGCUCUUCUGCAGCUUGUGACCAACAGUUCGUCCAGUACUCUACAAGUCAUCAACCAUCCUUUACCUAGAUCUACCCAAGAUAAAAUUAACGAUGAAGCCAUGAAAGAUACUAUCGGAUUUACAAUUGCCUUCAACAUUGUGUUUGGAAUGGCAUUUCUAGCCAGCAGUUUUACGCUGUUUCUUAUCAAAGAACGUUCAACUAAAGCCAAACAUUUGCAGUUCAGUAGUGGCGUUAAUUCGUUUACAUUCUGGCCAGCAACAUUUUGUUGGGAUUUGAUAAACUAUCUUAUACCUGUUGUUUGUUUACUAAUCACCUUGCGGGCAUUUGAUAUAGAUGCGUUUGUAGCAGGGACAAAUCUAGCUCAUAUAGCACUGCUGUUUAUCCUGUAUGGAUUUGCGACGCUGCCAUUCAUGUACCUGUGGUCAUUUUUGUUUACUGUUCCAUCAACUGGAUAUGUCUGGAUCACAAUGUUCAAUGUUUUGUCAGGUGUAGCCACAAUUCUUGCUGUUGGUAUAUUGAGUAUACCACAACUUAACCUUGAAGAUUUAUCAAAGACCUUGGAAUGGGUGUUUCUGUUAAUCCUGCCAAACUACUGUCUAGGACAAGGCCUAUCUGACUAUUACAAGAACUAUGAGUUAAAAGAUAUUCAUGAAGAGUUCUGUGUUAAAAAAGGAUACGAUAAUUUAUGCACCUUUGUUCCAAACCCAUGUUGUAGAGAUAUAACAGGAGACUGUGGUACAGCAGAGUGCCUGGACUACAAUUCUAACCCUCUUGGCUGGGAGGCAAGUGGUAUAGGCAGAAUGUUAGUAUUCCUUUGUAUCCAGACAGUUGUCUAUUUCUUUAUCUUAUUUCUUGUGGAGUCAGAGGUGGCACAUUCAUUUCUACAACGUCUGACGAAAAAAUCACAAAAGCAUGAAGCCUACAAGAUGAUGUCAACAACAGACGAGUCGUUCAUUCAGGAAGACGAGGAUGUGGCCAGAGAACGGGCAAGACUGCUCAAUACAGACUGGCAGACCCUGUUUAAUACAGAAAAACUGGUUUUAUCGCAACUAACCAAAUACUAUGGCUCUAAUUUAGUGGUUAACAGGAUCAGCGUAGGUAUACCACAGGGUGAGUGCUUCGGUCUGCUAGGUGUAAAUGGAGCAGGGAAAACAACAACAUUUAAAAUGCUGACAGGUGAUGAGACAGUGUCAUCAGGAAAUGCAUAUCUUGAUGGACACAGUGUUAUAUCUCAGAUUGCAGAGGUGAGACAGAAGCUUGGAUAUUGUCCGCAGUUUGAUGCUCUUAUUGAUCAAAUGACGGGACGCGAGACAUUACAGAUGUACGCACGUCUACGUGGAAUACACAAACACCAGAUAAAAGAUGUUGUCAAUGAUUUACUAGAUGCCUUGUUACUUAUGGAACAUGCUGAUAAACUUGUCCAGGCUUACAGUGGGGGUAAUAAACGAAAAUUGAGCACAGCUAUAGCUCUUGUAGGUAAUCCACCAGUUAUAUUCCUAGACGAACCAACAACCGGAAUGGAUCCGGUUGCUAGACGAUUUCUUUGGGACACACUUUGCAGUAUACGUCAAUCUGGAAGAACUCUGAUCCUGACCUCACAUAGCAUGGAGGAGUGUGAAGCUUUAUGUACACGUCUAGCUGUGAUGGUGAAUGGACAGUUCCGGUGUCUUGGCAGCCCACAGCAUUUAAAGAGCCGGUUUGGCGAAGGAUACUUCCUCAUAGCUAGAGUAGGAGUAGCACCGAAUGAACAAAUACCGAACCCUCAACCUUUGAUGACCUUCAUUGAGCAGACGUUCCCAGGCUGUGUACUUAUUGACCUUCAUCAAGGUUAUAUCAAUUAUCACCUGACUGAUUCAAAUCUAAAAUUAGCAGAAAUAUUUGGCAUAAUGGAAAAUGCAAAAGGAGACUUUUUGAUAGAAGAUUAUUCUGUGAGUCAGACGACUCUAGAACAGGUGUUCUUAAAUUUUGCACGCGCUCAGACGCCUCCAAAUGAACCAGAUCCUGGAUGUUGUGGAGGGUUGUGUUUUACAUGUGGAGUGUUCAGUAGUUGUUGUAGAAGCAAGGACAGGUCAAUGCCGUUAGAUUAUGAUGAAAGUGUCAGCAUUAACUCUGGAAAUGGGCAACCAUCUUCUGGUGAUUUAGUAGUAACUGUAUGAUUCAUAUGUUAGUUAGGCCUGUUUACUAUAGCUAGGUCACUUUUAGUAUGACAUUUAUUUUUUGUUCAAAUUAUCAAUGUAUGAAUUAUGUUAGAUUUUUUUAUAACCAUUUUAUUUUAGUUAUGGACCAUAUUUAAAGAGAUGGACCAUAACAUGUUUUUUAAAUACUUUAUAUAAUCGCACAUACAUUUUAUUAUGUUCAUUUUAUACACAAUUUUUUUUGUAAAAAAUUCUAUGUUAAAUUAUGAAAGCUAUAAAUUCUUAUAUUAAAUUGUUUCUUAAACAAUAACUUUUAUUGCAUGUUAGUCAGAAUGUUAAAUAAAGUGAUUGCCAAGUUUUAUUAUAUUUUACAUGGAGGGUAUAUUUUCAUGAAUGUUUAAAGCAGCAUGCCUCCAGAAAAGUAAAUACAAAAUUUUAAAAUGCAUAUUUUUAUGCGAAAAAGUCGAAAAAAAUAAAUAAAUUUACACAAUCCAUUUAACAAUUUAUUUGCUGUUUGCAAACUAAUAUCUUAUCAUUGUAUUUUCACUAUUUUUCACUAACAGAGUUAAGGCUGAUUAAUUAAUAUAUAUAUAUAUAUUUUUUAUUUUCUUUGCCGUAUGCUAGCUUUUAAUCACACUAGCUCUAAGAAUUAAAAUCUGUAAAAUUUCAUAAAAAAUAGCAAUAAUCUGGAGUUGUGCUGCUUAAUAAAUGAAUGUGUUUUGUUAUAUAUAUAAAAUAGUCCUCUGUCAAGUGCAAUAUAGAUUUACAUAAGAUACAUACAUGUAUAUAUUUAAUAUCAUUGACUGUCUAGGGGUAUUCCAGGGGUCAAACUGUGCCUUGAAGCAUACACAUGAUUAUAUGUGUAGCAAAAUAAGUACAAUAACAUUUUCAGUACAAUAAAAUUUUCACCAAUCUUGAGACCAGGUUUUUGUCUGCCCUCUUAUAGUUGGUAGGUAGUUUGAUAAUGUUGUUUCUGUAUGUGCUAAUGUCACAAAUCAUGCUCACUCCAUAACUUUAUUAUUCCAUGAUAAAUAAAGAAAAAAAUAUUAUAGAAGCUAUGUUUUCUAUCAUAACAUGAUGUGUCAUGUCUAAGAUAAAGAUUUGUAACUUUAGGGUAAGGUCAAGGGUAUAGAAUUGGAAUAAUAUAUUUUUGUGAUAAGUCCCUAUUCUCUAUUUACUGGGGACAUAAAAAAAACUGGGUAUUUACUGGGGACAAAAAUAAUUGGCUAUUUACAAGGGACAAAAAUAACUGGGUAUUUACUGGGGACAAAAAUAAGAGGGUAUUUACUGUGGACAAAAAUAAGAGGGUAUUUACUGGGGACAAAAACAACUGGGUAUUUACUGGGGACAAAAAUAAAAGGGUAUUUACUGGGGACAAAAAUAACUGGGUAUUUACUGGGGACAAAAAUAAUUGGGUAUUUACUGGGGACAAAAAUAACUGGGUAUUUACUGGGGACAAAAAUAAGAGGGUAUUUACUGGGGACAAAAACAACUGGGUAUUUACUGGGGACAAAAAUGAAAGGGUAUUUACUGGGGACAAAAAUAACUGGGUAUUUACUGGAGACAAAAAUAAGAGGGUAUUUACUGGGGACAAAAAUAAGAGGGUAUUUACUGGGGACAAAAAUAACAGGGUAUUUACUGGGGACAAAAAUAACUGGUUAUAUUUUUGUCCCAGUGUUUAUGUACAAAAUUCAUAAUAGAGAAUUGUAUGUUAGACAAAAAUCAUGCAAUGGGUAUUUAUAAACAAGACACAUCAUAUUUGUAUGAAUAUAAUGUGUAUUUUACUAAAAUCUUUUACUAGUUAACAGGUAUGAAAAUGAAUUCUAGACAAGUAAUAAGAUGUAUUAGUUAUUAUCGAUAUAUCUUCAAUAUUUGUCAUCCAAUAUGGAUAUAUCAUUGAUAUGUUUUGCACUGAAUCAAUGAUAGUUCCAGUAUUUUCAUACUAAAAUCAUAAAUGUUUUCAACAUGAAGCAAGACAAGCCCAUUACAAAAAGCUCAGCAGGGUCAAUAUCAACAAUGUAACAGUAUUGUAAGUGACUAUAAUUAUAUAUUUCUUUAUUCAAUCUGUAUUUAUGACAGACAACUCCUACCAAUAAUCAACAAAACCCUGUUUCCCUUUUCAACUUUUGAGAUUGGAGUUAUUUCCCUCCUAACUUAUGAUUGUUGAAAAUUAUUUUCAAAGGAUAGAUGCUUCAUGCAUAUUACUGUUUUAUAUUGCUUAUGAAGUAAGACAAUACAUAUUUGAAAAUGUUGUAUGUAAUAUAUGAUCCAGAUUUUGUGUUUGUUAAUGUGCAAUGGUAUGAAAUAAUUUUAUUAAGAAAAAUUGUGUAAGACCUUUAUUUGUACAUUUUUAUAGAGAAUUGCCUGUUGCUAAGAUUGUAGUUAUGUUAUAUAUAUUUAAUAUUUUUACUUUUAUACAUUCCUGAACAAAUGUGAUGCACAGUUAGGUUUUACAUUUUAUUAUUAUUAAGAUUUAAAUUUUGUUAUGUUUAGCAUUUCAAAGAAAUUUAAAGUGUAUAAAGCUUUUUAUUAUAUGAUCUAAAUAUAGCUGCAAUCUCAUUGGUCCAAACAGUAGUCAACAGAACUUUUUAUAAAAUCAUAUUCACUGGCUUUAUUGGAUUUUGUCAAGUCUAAAAAAAGAUUGAGACUCAUAUUAAAUUAUCAUACACCGUAGACUGUUAAUUACCCGUGUUAAUUAAAAAAAAUUGUUGCUUUUUGUUCUUUAUGGCAUAUUUCUCGAUUAAAAUAUCAUUAUUUCGCUAUUGUACUUAAAGGCUACACCGCAAUUAUGAGUAUAAACUUAAAUUAUUUUUGUAUGCGCAGCGUUCGCGUAGUCGUUGCACGCCUAACAUGUGCAUCUUUUUUCUCGCGCUUCAAAGAGGCAAAAUUUUUACAUGUAUAUAAGGUUGUACUUUUUGUGAUUUUUUUUUUUUUUUUUAAUUUCUUAGCCUAUUCAUAUUAUAAAACAAUUAUUGACUAGUGAGCCAUUGAAUAUGAUGUGUUAUUCACCGGCAGAAAGUCAUAUUGACCUCAGCUAUCGCCUCGGUCAAUAUGUCAUCUGCCGGAUCACAUCAUAUUCAGUGGCUCACUAGUCAAUAAUUGUAUAAUAUCUGAUGAAAUAUUUUAUGAAAUAUUGUAAACAAUAAAUUUUGUUUUCAUAACCUUACAGUCAUUUCAUGAAGGAUUUUAACAUUGAAUGUCUUUGUACUUUAAUAUUGUACAUUUACAGAAUAAAAUAUUUGCUGCUAUGUUUAGUUACAUGUGGUGAUGAAUUCAUUCAUUCCCCACUUGCUUUCAAUAACUGACAAAUUUCUUCCAUUCUGGGUAUUCUAUAAUCAUUGUUAACACAAUAUAAACAAUAACUUAACAAUCAACAGACAGCAAAAUAAAUAAAUAGAGGAUAUUUGUUUAGUUCAGUGUAAGUUUGGAAUAUAUGUCACCAAGUGAGCACCAAAAGGUAUAUUUCACAAGUUAAGCAGCCUUGAGUGAAACAUUAACUUUUGGUGUUCACGAGGUGAAAUAUAUUUCGAUCUUACACUAAACUAAAAAAAUGAUCUUUUUAUUAUAUGCAAAGAAAUGUUUAAAGACAUUUUAACCUACUACUAAAUGAAAAGCACAUCAAAUAAUAACACAAUGUUAUGUCAUUUAUGACGCUACGUUAUUAAGUUGGUUUCAAGUACUGUGCACGCUGGUAUUUCACAGAAACAACGUAAGGGGCUUAAAUUUGAAACAGUUAAAUUAUCAAUUGAUAAUUUCACUGUUUCAAACAGUGAAAAUAUCAGUUUUAUAUUUCACUGAUAUAUUUCUACAAACCACCGAAAAGCAUGUAAUAAAUAGCUUUAUACACUAAUCUUAAACCUACUGGAGCAGAAAUUGAUUAGCCUUAGUAUAGAGCCAGGUCAGCAGGUUAGGGGUGAACAGGUUAGUAGACUCACAUUUGUAAUCUUAAUUUUGGGUUACCUGGAGAAAAUUAAUUUUGAAUUAAGAUAGAAUAAUGCCGCUGUUUAAGAACAUGACAAGUAUGUACAUGUACUUCCAUGUGAUCUGACCUUACUGAAAGUGUUCACUACUGUAAUUCAAUUAUAUCAUAAUAUAUUUUUACCUGCUAUUUGAAAGUUAUAGGCGGAUUUUAUUUAAUUAUAAUUUCCAUUAACAAGAUACAUAAAUUUUAUAUAAAACUUUUUAAAAUACAAUUUUGCUUUUGUAGUUUUCACAUUGUGAUAGUCAGAUUUCUCUUAUUUAUUAAUAUUAUUUUUGUUUACUUUUGAUUUUUCUUGAAAGUGUUACCAUAGUAACACAUUAGUAUCAUACUAGGUAUGCUUCUUUUGUUUUAUGUUAUUAUUGAUAUAUAUUUUUGUCAAGUUGUAUAUUUUGUUUUCUACAUGUAGUAGAUAACGUCUUUAAUUCAGUUAUUGCAAACCAUGCUUAAUAUUAGUAAAUUUUCAAUGUGAUAAAAUGUAUUUCCCUUAAAAUUUCUUAAGUGAAUUUACUUAAUAAUAUUAUUGUUAUGUCUUGAUUGUUGAAAUGACAUUAUGCUCAUUUUGUUUCUUUUUGCUGUCAAAGGUGAAUUAGCUAUAUAAUUUAAAGGAUUGACUUUAAUAAAAUGGCAAAUGACCCAAUUUUUUGGAUAAAAUAUUAAAACUGCUUGAACUAUAAAAAAAGACUGCCUGACUCUUUUUAUCAAUUGAAAUUUACCCUUACAUUCUCAAGGAUAUUUAAAGAAAUCUCUGUUUGUUAUCGAUUAGUCAUGCGAAGAAGAGUAUAAAAUUGAAAAUAAUUACGGCAAAAUGUAGUUAUUUUGACUUAUUUGUAACCUCAACAUUUACACUUGGAUGGACAUAAUGUCAUUUUAAUAUUUUGACUAGGAAUCAGGUGUAUUGACUAAAAUAGCAAAUCAAACAAACUAUGUUUGAAAUUUUAUUUUUGUAUGAGAAAAAUUGUAAAUCAUUAUUGUUGAAAAUUUUGUAAAGAUAUUUGAAAUAAAAUUUAUUUAAAAACUGAA
This is a messenger RNA of Ruditapes philippinarum (Manila clam), 10588 nucleotides long. RefSeq names its product phospholipid-transporting ATPase ABCA3-like. Gene Ontology annotation, molecular function: ATP binding; ATP hydrolysis activity; lipid carrier activity. The record is from RefSeq and is a predicted model, not a curated record. The transcript has 20 exons. Bases 232 to 5607 code for a protein of 1791 amino acids. Gene Ontology annotation, biological process: lipid transport; transmembrane transport. Gene Ontology annotation, cellular component: intracellular membrane-bounded organelle; membrane. Lineage: Eukaryota; Metazoa; Mollusca; Bivalvia; Venerida; Veneridae.